AUGCGCGGCAUCACCAAGAUGUCGUCCACUUGGGUUGGAGCAAUGGCCCCGCUGAACGAUCUGUACGAGAAUCUUUGUCCCUCCGGAACUUCUGGACCCACAAUAGGCUUGAGGUCCUUGUCCCUCUCGUUUUUGGCCACUCUAAUGAACACAGCAUCCUUCAACUCGUUCAUGUACUCAAACAGCGUGUCGGUGAAGAUCGAUGGACCGGUGAACUGGAUCAGAGGCUCGCCGUUGGCGUCGACGUUGUCAAACACCUCGUCCCAGUUGGUCUCCUUCACUAGGUCCUGCUGA
Molecule: messenger RNA, 294 nt
Organism: Ogataea philodendri
Lineage: Eukaryota; Fungi; Ascomycota; Pichiomycetes; Pichiales; Pichiaceae
Exons: 1
Coding region: 1-294 (97 amino acids)
Source: RefSeq, a predicted model, not a curated record